AUAAAGUGAUUAUCUAAAAAAAAUAUCUUGGUACAAAAAUAUUCAAUAUUUGAUGGAAUUUUCACGUGUCCUGAUUGUUUAUAGUGAGAAUCAGAUGUUUUUUAUGAUUGCCACAACAAUCGGUUGUUUUUGAAUUUUUUAAAUGGCGACCAACAAUCGAUUGAUCGAAAUAUUAGCGAUCGCCGCGGCCGGAAGUCUUCGUCUGCUACGAUAGUAAACACAGGUGACAUCGUUAUUUCUAACCUCAAAUUUCGAAGAAACCUAAAAAAUAGUCAUCACUCGAUGAUAUUUAAGAACAAAACAAGUUACUGCAGCAGCGAUGGAAGAUCUUGAUGAAGAAGACGACGUGAUUAUCGAGGGUAGUGAAUUGCAUCAAGCACUUGUCAAGAUGGGCUAUUCCGAUUUUGAAUUCACACCUGUAAAUAAAGAAUUCAAAUCUUAUAAAGAGCCCUCAAGAAAAAAUGAAUGGUCCAGGAUGUUUAAAACACUUCUUCAAAACUGGUAUCCAAAAAAUCGACGUUUCUCGUCAAAACAAUUUCAUACUAUUUUAAGUGUUAAGUGCCUGUUGGAUGAUCAUUUUGAACAUGUUCAGACUUUCUUGGAUAACGAUUCAUCAACCUUUUGGGACAAAUCAAUGGAAUGGUUACCCGUUUUGGGAUUUGGCAUUUCAGCAGGAAUCUCUUAUUUGAUGUUGAAAAAGAGACAGUUUGCUGCCACGUUUUCAGCAGCUUCUGUUGCAGCAAUGAUAACUUUUCACAAGUACGAAGAAUUUCAGGCGAUUAAAGCCCUGAAAAAUUUGGUUAUUGUUCAAAAUGAAUUAUACUAUUUGUACAAGAAGAGCCUAGGUAUUCUGAGGAAUGUUUAUCGACUCAGACCAGAUGGGAAAAAACCUCCGUCGAAAUUCAGCAAAUUAGAGGUCAAUCGUCUUAAAUAUCUACAGCCCUUGACCGAAACUCUUUUGAGGAGUAUGGGAAAAAUUGCUCAUACUUAUUAUUAUGCUUCGUCGACUACGAUUGAACUGUUGCCGGAAAGUGUUUUGGAACAAGAUAUUCUGACGAGUUUUGAUACUCAGGCGUUUGUAAUCGAAGGCGAAAUAACCUAUGAAAGCUUCAAACAUCUGUACUACGUCUACAUCUUGGUGCAAUCAGAGCUGAUGCAAUUAUUCGCAGUUGCUUAUGACCUCGACCAGUGGCGAGACAGCAGCCACAAUUCGCUGUCGCAAUUGACACGAAUAACUUUAAAACUCUGUGAUUCGUUGAGUAUUGAGAAAAAUCAGCUGGAAAAAUUUCUCACCAGAUUUGAGAGUUCAGAGAGAACAACGAACGAGCGAAAAAUCAAAUUCUCAUCGGCCUCAAAGUGCAGGGAUUUGUAUCUAAACCUGAAUCUACUUUCACGUAAGCUACAAAUCACCUACGAUGAGAUUGCAUCGGUUCUCGAGCAGAUAGAAAAGCACGAGAACGGGGAAGCAGCUGAAUUAAUGAGCGAACUUGCUCCGAAGAUCCAGGAGAUUCACUCCCAAAUUGAGAAAUCGAGAAACUUUGCGGAAUUCAACAAUUUGUUAGUCGCGGUAAUUCAGCGUCCGCGUCACGGAGCCCAGGAAGUACUGCCUUCCGAAGCAGAUCCUUUGGAACCGGAAAUCGAGGACGAUCGAGCGAUCGUCAGGGACUCGGAGCCUCGAAUAAUCGACGAAGUUUUCGAGGAAUACAUCACGGAAGAAUAUUUAAAACCGUUGUACGAAGAGAGCGAUGAUCUGACUAUGGAAAUUGCCAAGCUCGACAAAUUAUUGGCGAAAAAUUUCAUGAGCGAAUUGAAGGAAGUACUCGUCGAAAAAAACAAGUCGAUGUCCGAGCGAGAGGCGAAAGCUUUGCUCCGGAAAUAUCCUGGAUUAAGGGAACGUACAAAUUCCGAAGAAAAUCACGUGCCAGUGAAUGAGUCGAAAAAUGGAGAGGAAAACAUGGAUAUUCCGCGUCUCCCACCCUUGCCGAGACUCGUCGAGGUUUCCGAGGGAUCCCCGAAGCCGUUUAGCCAAAAAGAGACGAGAUCUCGAGGGCCGGUGCCUUUGCCGAGAGCCCGAAAUAUCGAAUCGCCCAACAUUUUCGUCCCCCGACCGCCUCCUCUUCCUUCACUCUUACAAACUGAAUCUCCCGAUGAUACCGAGAGGUUAUCCAUAAAUUUGCCGUUUCCUGGGCCCAGGAAUAUUCCAGUAUUUGUUAAUUGCGAGGAAGAAUUUAUCGGCAGUGGUGAAAAUUCCGAAGAAGAGUUGGAACUGAACAGCGACUCGUCAUGAAUAAUUUUUUCAAAUUUGCGAUUUUAUGAAGUAAAUUAUUUUGAUAUUCA
Molecule: messenger RNA, 2337 nt
Organism: Venturia canescens
Lineage: Eukaryota; Metazoa; Arthropoda; Insecta; Hymenoptera; Ichneumonidae
Exons: 6
Coding region: 320-2287 (655 amino acids)
Source: RefSeq, a predicted model, not a curated record